AUACUUUCUCACAUCCAGCACAAGCGGAGGGAGGUGAUUCCGUCUCUUACGUUCAAAGACGCAAACUUUAGCAUUAACCUUCUAUACGUACUCCCAUUGUCGAACUGCAUUUCGACUGGGUAUGGCCACCCCUGACGAUUACUCCGUCGGGUGGGUUUGCACACUGCCCAUCGAGGUAGAGGCUGCCAAAGCUACGUUAGACUGCAUUCAUGACAACUUGCUACCUCCGAAUCUGGACCUCAACAACAACAACUAUAUUCUGGGAAGUCUUCAAGGCCAUCAUGUCGUACUGGCAUAUCCGAAUUGCCGCGCGUGUGAUGAUGGUGAAGAAGAUGAUAAACCCUCCUUAGCGGACGUUGCCAUGCAGUUACAGGCCAUCUUCACAUCUGUUCGGGUCAUUUUGAUGGUUGGUAUUGCGGGUGCGGUCCCAAACACGAACAAGGAUAUUCGUCUUGGUGAUAUUGUUGUAAGCAAUUCGGCAGUCGGUCGGCCGGGUGCCAUUCAGUAUGUCGCAAACGGAGAGCAAAUGGAAGAUCGACUUUUUCGUGGUAGAGCGUUAGGACGGCCGACUUCAUCACUGUUUCUCACAGCAACGAGGAAAGCCGAGACAGCCGCCAUCUUCGGUGACAGUAAGAUAGAUCAGUACUUCGCCGACAUCGUACGCAAAGACCCCGUCAUCUUCUCCCGCCCAGGUCCCGAACAAGACUUUCUCUUCGAGCCGAAUUAUGAUCAAGCAACUAUUGAUUCCGGAGAAAGCGCGUGCAGGGUCCGGUCCCGGCAGCCUCGGGAGACACGGAGACCUACAGUGCAUUAUGGCCUUAUCGCCUCCGGUCAUCAUGCGGUGCGCCACGGAGCAACUAGAGACACAUUGCCGCACAAGCAAGGCGAGCUGUGUUCUGAGACGGGCGCGACCGGCUUAAAAGAUGCUGCCCAAUACUUGAUUAUCCGAGGCAUCUGCAACUAUGCAGAUUCGCAUCGCUCGAAGCUCUGGCACCCCUAUGCCGCAGUGGCUGCGGCAGCGUACGCAAAGGAAGUCCUUUCGUUCAUACCCAAGGCUUCCAAGACAGUACCUCUGACACCCAACACCGAGGCUGGGCCCAUCCUCAGCGCUUUGCUCUUGACCAGACCAGAGGUGGACCGAAAGUCGCUGAUUGUAUUGAAAGGGCGCAGAGCCGACGGCACGUGCAAAUGGCUCCUACAGCAUCCCUGCUAUCAGGAGUGGUUGUCAAACCCAAAUCAACCACUGCUUUGGAUCUCGGGUGGCCCGGGAAAAGGCAAAACCAUGUUGGCGAUCUAUAUUACAGAAGUGCUAGAGCCGGUGGGUGGUGGUGGUGGUGGUGUCACCGGCGAUGUUCUUCUCUACUACUUCUGUAGCAACCGCGAUAAGAAUCGGAAUACGGCCUUGACCAUGCUGAGAGGCCUCAUACACCAGUGGAUUGAUCUUCAACCGCACCUGGCCCAAUACAUCAAGAACUCCUUUGAGGGCACUGAGACGACCAAGUACACCGUUUCCAGCUUUGUCGCCCUGUGGAGUGUAUUCCUCACGAUGCUUCAACAUAGUGGGUCUUCCCAGGUGGUCUGUGUGCUGGACGGCUUGGAUGAAUGUGAGAAGGAAUUGCUCGGCCAGUUUCUCGACGCCGUUGGGAACUACUUGUCCAAAACCCCAAAAGUGGGAAGGCCACGACUGAAACUUAUUUUGCUCUCCCGGCCCCACCCAGCUAUCUCGGAGAGCAGACUUGGCCAGUAUCUGCACAUCAAAUUGGACGACUCCAAUGCGGAGAUAGCAGAUGAUGUCAAGAGGUACAUCUCUGCCAAGGUCACCGAACUGGCAUCCGAGCAAAAUCUCUCCGACGGAAUGGUUGCGCAAGUUCGGCAGGCAUUAUUGGCCGGCGCCGACGGCACCUUCUUGUGGGUGGGCUUUGUGGCCAAUGAGCUUCAGGGGAGGAGUUGGGACAGAAUCAACGAAAUCAUCCAUCAGAUUCCUAAAGGCCUAGCUGGAGUAUAUCAACGGCUGCUCCAGCAAAUUGACGACAAGGAAGCGCUGGUGCCCAUUCUUCAAUGGGUGGUUCUGGCUGCCCGGCCCCUCACAAUUGACGAACUGACAGCGGCCACAGACAUCAAGGCAUCCGGUACCCUUACCGCAACCGAAGUGACCAGGGGUCGGCUCAGGCUCUGCGGACCGCUCGUGAAGAUCGAAGGAGAUGUAGUGAACCUGGUCCACCAGUCGGCGAAAGAAUUCUUCCAGAGCAACCAAGUCAACGGCAAGGGGAUCAGCAUGUUCUACAUGGACCAGAGCACCCACAGGACUCUCAUGCGGACCUGCCUCGCACACGUCGAGCGUACCUGGGCUAGAUGGUUGAUCAGCAAGCAUGUCCGCCUCGUUUCGCGCAAGGACAACUACGGCCGAACCCCGCUUUGCUGGGCCGUCAAUCGAGGUCAUCGGCACAUGGUGGAGCUGCUUCUCGAUCACGGUGCUCGUGUCAAUGUCAAAGAUCGAGGCCGGUUGACGGCACUCCAUAUCGCGGUCAAUGGACAGCACAAGGACAUCGUGUCUAUGCUGCUCGGUCAUGGUGCCCAUCUGGAGAGUAAGUCUGAGCAUGGAGACACCCCGCUGAUUCGAGCCAUUCAAACGAACUCAAGGGAGAUCAUCCAGAUGCUGCUUGAGCACGGCGCGCGCGUGGACGAACUGCCCACCCCUUCAGGAGUCGCCUCUCUGAGAAGUCCUUCUGACCCGAUGGAAGAGAGGGUGGAAGAGCUACUGGGACUUCGAGAACAGAUCUUUCUCGCCCGGUACAAGCAGGCAUCGCGAAAGGUCAACCUCGUCAUGAAGGCCCUCGGCCUUUCCUUCCGCUUCCCCAUCGUUCUGCCCCUGGUUACCCUCUAUCUGAAGUUUGUGGCCUUCGACCGCUGGGAGAAUAUGCCUGUACUGCAGGAGGUCGCCAGGAGGCGUAAGAUGAACGAAAUGCGCCAAUGGGCAGAAACGUACCGUGAAUUCUUCGUCCAGCUGGUCGUUUCCAGGAAUCAUAAAGGGCUGCAGGCCAUGACCGACCUGCCGACCCAAGUGUUUCGGGAGGUCGCCCCCGGGGAUCUGCAAGCCCUUCUCGUGAUCGCAGUCCUUGUCGGCUCGGAGGCCAAGCUCGCAGCUGUUCGACAUGGUUGGAGAGAAGGCGAUGCCAUCACAGCCAGAGCAUUCUCGCAUUGGGCCGCGAUCGCCUGCCAGAGAGGCGCGGAGGAAUCUUUACACUACGGCGUCCGCGACUUCUUGAACGACUUCGAUACCUCGAUCCGCAGCGGCAACCGGGAGGAUAAUGUGGCUCGGACUGUGGUGCUUCUGACAUCGCACUUUGCCAUGAUCGAGAAUGACGAGCCGCGGCCAAUCGAAUACUUCUCCGGGGUCAUCGCCGAGUUCUACGAAGGAUACAUCGGUGGCGGGCACGAAGUUGACUUAUUCAAUGACGCAAAUCAGGCAUGCGCCGGGGAAUUGGCCGGCAUCAGCCAAAGCCGCGAUUCCACUAGAUUAAUUCUCUUCCUGACAAGUGUCUUCCAAUUUGCCCAACGCUCGCAAGGGGCAGGACGGGACCGCUUCCUCAAUUUACCCUCUGCGGCAUGCUUGAUUCUCUGCCAGGAGAAUGCCAUGUCUCACCAGUGGCUGAUUGGCGAGGCGAUACCAGAGACGAUGAGUACCUUGAUUUCCAAACAACCACCAGGAUCGCUUCGAAAGCGGGCGUGCAAAACCUUGGUGGAGUGCCUGAUCAUCGGAAAGCAACAUGGCGUGAUAUUGCAAGCGGCUAAAUUGAGACGAAGUGUGAAUGGAAGCCUGCAAUCUCUGCCCGACGUCCACGAGAUGGUAAGCCGGAUCAUUGAUAUAUGAAGCACUGCGCACCCUCUUGGCCUAAAGGGUGGUGAGGUGCAUCGAAAGCCAGGUUGCAAGGAACAGCUGGGCCCCUGUGGAUGAUUGCAUGUUGCGAAUGGCCUUACCACGUUUGCUUUUCUGAUGGAGUCUGCUUGCUUAUGGCAUCGAGGCGAGGUUCGCAUUUCAAGUACCGGUUCUGAUGAAGUGUUUUGACACUGGGAAGGAUGCACCGUUCAAUAGCAAGGGAUUUGAUCUAGCAUUCGAUGCUUCACGUGGCGGUCACUCAGUCUUCACGCUGAUUAGGUCUUCUCUGAACUUUCCGCAUUGACGUCCGUCUCUAAGCGGUGUCUCGGGCGGAUCCUGUAGCGUACGCUAAUC
Messenger RNA from Aspergillus uvarum CBS 121591, 4231 nucleotides. RefSeq names its product natch and ankyrin domain protein. Lineage: Eukaryota; Fungi; Ascomycota; Eurotiomycetes; Eurotiales; Aspergillaceae. Bases 122 to 3871 code for a protein of 1249 amino acids. Gene Ontology annotation, molecular function: protein binding; catalytic activity. The transcript has 2 exons. Gene Ontology annotation, biological process: nucleoside metabolic process. The record is from RefSeq and is a predicted model, not a curated record.